GCCGCUGUCAAGGCUGCUGUUGCUCCUGUGACCAAUGCAGCACCCGCAUCUGUUCCUUCCGACGGUAAGCGUGGACUUGCCUGGGACCAGGCCAACGACGUCGCUCUCUUCCCCGUUGUUGACACUGGCAAGACUUCAUUCUACUGGAACUGGGGUCUUCAAUCCAACAUCAAGACAAGCAAGACCUUCUUGCCCAUGGCCAAGACAAUCGGCGAUUUCGCUGAAGCUGCUGCUGGUCAGCAUGAUGUCCUCCUCGGCCCCAACGAGCCCGACCACAUGGGUGUCUCCCCUGGCGCUGUUGCCGCUGCUUACAAGCAGUACUUGACGCCUGCUCGUGCAUCGGGUAAAAUCAAGUACCUCACCGGUCCUGCCAUCACCAACUCUCAGUCUGGUCUCUCUUGGCUCAAGGAGUUCAUGGCUGCUUGCUCUGACUGCAAGAUUGAUGCCCUCCAGACGCACUGGUAUGGCCCAAGCAUGGAGAUGUUUUACUCUCAGCUCAACGAGAUUCACUCUGCUUUCCCCUCGUUGCCCGUCUGGAUCCUCGAAAUUGGUUUCACCAACUGGAACCAGGCCACCAACCCAAGCGCUGACCAGGUCGCUGGUAUGCAGCAGGAGGCACUCGGCUGGCUCGAGUCUACCUCGUGGAUUGGCAAGUACGCCUUCUUCAUGGCUGGACAGAUUGACGACCAGAACCUCGGUUCCGUCAACGCUUUGCUCACUGGCCGUACAGCUGGCUCGAGCUUGUCGGCUUUCGGUGCCAAGUACGUCAACUAGACUUGUUUUUUGCUUGCAAAAUAGGUUGAAUGGAUGUUCUUGUUGAUAUUUGUUGCGUUAGGUGAUUGAUAUGUGCUGUCUAGGUCAGUAGACUGUCUUGCUCCUGUAUCGAGUAAUCUUGAGUAUUUACGUGCCUGAAUGCCAUGCAAAGUGACUGCCAUCAACUCACAAGCCUACCACUUUCAGAUGCCAUCUAUCAAAAGCUGGUCUGCACGUGCCUUCGACAGCUGUACAAGGAACAUUUGA
Messenger RNA from Protomyces lactucae-debilis, 1020 nucleotides. RefSeq lists its product as uncharacterized. NCBI's taxonomy places the organism in Eukaryota, Fungi, Ascomycota, Taphrinomycetes, Taphrinales, Protomycetaceae. The record is from RefSeq and is a predicted model, not a curated record. The transcript has a single exon. Gene Ontology annotation, biological process: fungal-type cell wall polysaccharide metabolic process. The coding region runs from base 196 to 774 and encodes 192 amino acids. Gene Ontology annotation, cellular component: fungal-type cell wall.